AUGCUCUCCCGUCACAUUAAUGUCUAUAAAUUUGCCGAAAAUAGUUGCAUGCCGGUGAUAUGUCGAUCAGAUUCCGCGUACAUUUGCAUUGUGUUUCUGCUCUCUAAAGUAGCCCAGGCAGUUGAGAGAGUAAAAGCUAAACUUGUUAAUGAAAAGAAAGACUUCAUGCCUCCUUUAUCUAUACUGAUCGUCGUACUCUUGUCCACAAAUCGUUUUCUUGUGGCAUAUCCCAGGAAAAUCCCAUUGAGCGUAAACGUGUCUGGAACACAGACGAGAAGGAUCCUACUCUGUCCCUCUGAGGAGUUUCCAGGUGGCCUCAAUUACAAAAUCGUCGACAACUCUAGACACAGGUACAUUAUCGGAGAUGUCUUCGACUCUGGCUUCUUAAUCUUGCAUGCAGACCCAAGUGCCGUGAGUAGAUAUGUCCUCGUAUUUGUCAGGAAGGAUGAGACCAAGUACAUCAAGAUUACGACUAGGCACAGAUAUCGUGGCGUCUGCACAACUCAAGUUAAGGAAUUCACCAAGAAGGUCUGGGACCCGUACUACAGAAGAGUAGCCAGAAUGUGA
This is a messenger RNA of Theileria equi strain WA, 567 nucleotides long. RefSeq lists its product as hypothetical. The record is from RefSeq and is a predicted model, not a curated record. NCBI's taxonomy places the organism in Eukaryota, Apicomplexa, Aconoidasida, Piroplasmida, Theileriidae. The transcript is spliced from 2 exons. The coding region runs from base 1 to 567 and encodes 188 amino acids.